Capronia epimyces CBS 606.96 is the source of this 741-nucleotide messenger RNA. RefSeq names its product GTP-binding protein ypt1. The record is from RefSeq and is a predicted model, not a curated record. Lineage: Eukaryota; Fungi; Ascomycota; Eurotiomycetes; Chaetothyriales; Herpotrichiellaceae. The coding region runs from base 1 to 741 and encodes 246 amino acids. Gene Ontology annotation, molecular function: GTPase activity; GTP binding. The transcript is spliced from 5 exons.
AUGUGCCAAACAGGUGAACCUAUCACCGUCCCAGUCACGAUCAAAUGUCAUGCGGUCGAGUCCUCUUCUCUCAAACGCGCCCGCGAUUUCGUUCCACUGCGCUCCUCCGCCGGUGCUCUGGCCUCGAAGACUGACACCGCCAUCAGAUACGAUUACCUCUUCAAGCUGCUGCUUAUCGGUGACUCCGGCGUUGGCAAAUCUUGCCUUCUGUUGCGAUUUGCCGAUGACACAUACACUGAGUCAUACAUCUCUACGAUUGGCGUCGAUUUCAAAAUCCGAACAAUCGAACUCGACGGAAAGACCGUCAAACUCCAGAUUUGGGAUACCGCCGGUCAAGAACGAUUCCGAACCAUUACAUCCUCCUAUUACCGCGGCGCACAUGGCAUUUGCGUGGUUUACGACGUAACGGACAUGGAUUCAUUCAACAAUGUCAAGCAAUGGCUGCAGGAGAUUGAUCGCUACGCCACCGAGGGUGUCAACAAGCUGCUCGUCGGCAACAAGAGUGAUAUGUCAGACAAGAAAGUGGUCGAGUACACCGUGGCAAAGGAGUUCGCCGACAGCCUCGGAAUUCCCUUCUUGGAGACUUCGGCCAAAAACGCGUCCAACGUCGAACAGGCGUUCUUGACCAUGGCUCGACAAAUCAAGGAGCGCAUGGGAACAACCACAGUCAACAACAAGCCCACUGUUCAAGUCGGCCAAGGUCAGGGCGUUCAGUCAGGAUCCGCUGGCGGUUGCUGUUAG